CCUCCAUUCGUGCAGUCUUGCAUCGCCGGGCAUUUGCUACUCGACCCAUCCAUCCUAUCGACCGUCCGUUCACGAACGUCACGACUAGUCCCGUACACCCGACAUGCGUCUCGCUACUGCUCUCCUUGCUACCAUCACCCUCCUUUGCACCGUCUUCUUAGUGCAAGCCGCCCCGCUGGCGAUUGGCUCCCGAAACGAUGCUAGAGCCUGUGCGAGAUUGACAGACUGUGACUCUUGUGCCCGUGCGGAUCGUUGCGGAUUCUCGCUUGACACGCUAAGCUGUGCCGCGAAAGAAGGCCACCCUGGGUCCCUCGCAACAUCUGCGGCUCAAUGCAGGAAGGCAUCCGCUAGCCUUGCUGCGAGAAGUGAGGCCGAGGAUACUGAAAUCGCUGCGAAAGCAGCUCAAUUAUGGGCGGUGAUGAAGACACACGUCCUGCACGGCGGCAGUAGCCCAGGUUCCGGCCGGCAUCUUAUGUCAGCCUGGCUGAAGAAUCAUGCUGACGACUCAGAAAAGGAUGAGGCGACGGCUCUCGCUCAAGUGCCACGCACACUUAAGCCAAAGACACUUUGGAUUGACGACAAGGCCGAGAUCAAGGCUCAAAACAUUGUGCAUAGGUACAAGGAGAUGGAUGUGGCCAGGAUCUGCACGGACGCGAUCACAGCGGGGCUCAAGGCGGUGCUUCCCGAAGGACAUCCGUGCGACGACGGCAGCACGGGGUGCGAAUUGCUAGGACGGGGUGGGCCGGACCAUAUAUUCACAUCUUUGUCAAUGUGAUUUUUGAAUAUCCUAGGCGACCAUCUCCAGAUGACUGAACGUUAUGAGAACCUACCCCGGUGCUCAAUUGGUGCUGUACACCAUCCGGACCGUCACACUUCUCAUGCUGCGCGCUGCGCGCGGUCUUGUGGCCAGUAACAAACUGCUGUACGGCUUGGAGAGUAUAUUACAUAUUUGUUCAGGAUGUCACUCAGGUUUUAAAGUGAACAAUCAAGAGAUGAGGUCUUGAGAACCGUCACUGC
This is a messenger RNA of Fomitopsis serialis, 1017 nucleotides long. RefSeq lists its product as uncharacterized. Bases 104 to 775 code for a protein of 223 amino acids. The transcript has 5 exons. NCBI's taxonomy places the organism in Eukaryota, Fungi, Basidiomycota, Agaricomycetes, Polyporales, Fomitopsidaceae. The record is from RefSeq and is a predicted model, not a curated record.